AUGGCGACCAUGACAACCAUGAGCCUAACCAAUGCAGUCUCUGCCUUGAGAAAUCGACUACCAACAAUGGGCUCACCCAAGCAGGCUUCUUAUGACUGCGAGGAAUGUCCAAUAUGCUGGAGCGACAUGCCUUCCAAUCCCAAAAUAUUGCCUUGUGGACACAUUUUCUGUCGCAAGUGCAUACGGGACAUGGCGCAAUAUCAAGAAGAAAGAGAGGCCGACGCCUGCUGUCCCAUGUGUCGGGGUCCUCUCAAGAAGGUAUGUGCCAAGAGAUUAUGGGCGGAAGCCAUGAUGCACGAAAACGAGGGAUAUGAGUUGAGUAGAAUGCAACAAGUUGAAGUCAGCGUGACUGCAGUGCAUCGACUCAUGAUUGAAGGCCAGCGAGAAUAUCGAAUGGCUGUCAAAAAGUUGGAAGAAUGCCUAGAAGCGCUGAAAAUGGAUCAUGAGAGAGCGACACGAGACACGAUGAGUCGUCGCCGUCGUCGGCGGAGACCCGGUUUCACAAAUCCUGCACGACGAGACGCCAAAAAUCGACACCAACAAAUGCGAGUCUUGUGUAAGUUGAUUGAACUAGUUCCAAUGGCUCGGUACGACGACAGUGAUGAGCGCACCAUUCAAUUACUUCGAACGGCACUGGCGCAAGCGGAUAAGCCUAUGCCGCACUUGAAUCUCAGGCUUGCCAAGUUGCUGCAUCGUCAAUUUGAUGAAGAUUUGAUGGAAGAGGUAAUCAGCGAGUACAGUCGAAUACUACAAAUAGCGAAGGAAUAUAAGGGAACGGCUGGUCGACAUGCCAAGAAGCUGCAGGGGCAAGCUCAUUAUGGACUGGCGCGGUGUUAUCAUCAACAGUUGAAUUACAAACAGGCUUGUCGGCAGUACAGUGCCUGCGAACGGUACAAUGCUUUGCAAGAUCAUGGUCUGGCGGCCGAAUGUCACUAUGCCAUUGGGAACUAUGUACAAGCCAUGGACUAUGCGUCGAUGCAACUCCGCAAGGAAUCCACUCGACCGACCAUUGAAACCCUGUUGCUCAUGGCACGGAUCUGCAAGGCCUAUUUCCUGUCCAUUCGAUCCUAUCGAGGCAUUGAUACUAUGGACUAUAAAUGUAGGUGCGAAACCUAUCGGCGAUGUGUGCGACAUGCCCAAUUGUUGGCGCGGCAUGAUCACCACUAUGAAGAAGUUUGCAGACACACGAAGCUGCUGCACCAUUUGAUAUACCCGACUCACAACAAGAAGCGAACGAUAAUACCAAGCUACGUUGUGCGGGAAUCCUCCUCUGAAAAAGAUGACGAUGUUAGUUGUGAUGACAAUGAAGACUUGGAUACAGAAGAAUGUUAUACUGAAGUAAGUGUGGAACUAUGA
Molecule: messenger RNA, 1356 nt
Organism: Cylindrotheca closterium
Lineage: Eukaryota; Bacillariophyta; Bacillariophyceae; Bacillariales; Bacillariaceae
Source: the annotation of a GenBank genome assembly